GGCGCGGCGGCGCGGCGGCCCGCGCUUCCCUCGGCGCACCAUGGCGCGGGCCGGAGCGGCCGACGAGCGGCGGCUGCUCCUGCGCUCCGUCGCGCUGUGGCUCGCCCUGCUCGGCGCCCGCACGACGGCCGCGUCCAAAGCGGUGACCGCGCACUUGGCUGCCAAGUGGCCCGAGACCCCGCUGCUGCUGGAGGCCAGUGAAUUUAUGGCAGAAGAAAGUAAUGAAAAAUUUUGGCAGUUUGUGGAAACAGUAAGAGAAUUAGCAGUUUAUAAGCAAACAGAAUCAGAUCAUUCUUACUACAGCCUAAUCCUGAAGAAAGCUGGACAGUUUUUAGACGACAUACACAUCAAUCUCCUAAAGUUUGCGUUCUCAAUAAGGGCAUACUCUCCAACUAUUCAGAUGUCCCAACAGAUUGCUGCUGCUGAGCCACCACCAGAUGGAUGUAAUGCAUUUGUGGUCAUACAUCAGAAGUACACCUGUAAAAUCAAUGAAAUUAAAAAGCUGCUGAAUAAGGCUGCUUCAAGGCCCAGGCCUUAUCUGUUUAGGAGAGAUCAUAAGUUCCCCACGGGCAGGGAGAACUUACCAGUGGUCAUUCUUUAUGCAGAAAUUGGUACUAGAGCAUUUGCUGAGUUUCACAAAGUGUUGUCUAAGAAAUCUCAAAAUGGUAAAAUUCUGUAUGUUCUCCGCCACUACAUUAAGAAACCAAGCUCAAGGAAAAUGUACUUAUCUGGCUAUGGUGUGGAGCUAGCAAUUAAGGACACAGAAUACAAGGCGUUGGAUGAUAUCCAAAUUAAAACUACUACUGAUACUUCUUUAGAAAAUGAGACUGAAGCAGAUGAAGUUCAAGGAUUUCUUUUCGGGAAACUGAAAGAAAUAUAUUCAGAUCUUAAAGAUAAUCUGACACUAUUCCAAACGUACCUGAUUGAAAGCAGCAAGGAAAUGAUGCCUUUGAAAGUCUGGGAAUUACAAGAUAUGAGUUUUCAAGCAGCCUCUCAAAUAGUGUCCACCCCUGUCUAUGAUGCCAUAAAGCUAAUGAAGGAUAUUGCACAGAACUUCCCCAUAAAAGCCAGAUCUCUCACCAGGAUUGCUGUCAAUGAACUAAUGAGAAAAGAAAUACAGGAAAAUCAAAAGGACCUACGACAUAGAUUUGAAAUUAAGCCAGGCGAUGCUCGUCUGUUCAUAAAUGGCCUGCGUGUUGACUUGGAUGUUUAUGAUCCUUUCAGUAUUUUAGAUAUGCUGAAAUCAGAAGGAAAACUGAUGAAUGGCCUUAAAAAUCUUGGGCUCAGUGAAGAAGAUAUGAACAAAAUUUUAACAUUAAAUUUGCCUGUGUGGGACUAUGACUAUGUGUUAGAUAUUCGGCAUUCUGCAAUAGUGUGGAUUAAUGACUUAGAAAAUGAUGGUAUGUAUGUUAGUUGGCCUACGAGUUGCUGGGAACUUCUGAAACCAGUAUUACAUGAAACAGUUCCUUCCAUAAGGCGUAAUUUUCAUAAUUUGGUUCUGUUUAUUGAUCCUGCUCAAGAAUAUACCUUGGACUUUAUAAGUUUGGCAGAAUUUUUUUAUUAUAAUGAAAUUCCUCUUAGAAUUGGUUUUGUGUUCAUUCUUAAUGUGGAUAAUGAAGUUGAUGGAGCGACAGAUGCUGGAGUUGCACUUUGGCGAGCUUUCAAUUAUAUUGAAGAAAAAUAUGAUGUAUUAGAAGCAUUUAUUUCCAUGACACAUAUGUACCAAAAAGUGAAGGAUAAUCAAAUACUCGCUGUGGAUAACGUGAAAAGUAUUCUUCAAAAUAAAUUUCCUUAUGCUGACAUUUUGGAUAUCUUGGGAACCCAUUCCAAGUAUGAUAGAAGAAGAAUGGCAGGAGCAAGCUUUUAUAAGAUGACUGGCCUAGGUCCUUUGCCUCAGGCUCUUUAUAAUGGGGAACCCUUUGACCUCAAAGAGUUGAACACUGAAGCACUGAAAGGAGUUGUUCUGGAAAAAAUGAUGGAUACAUUUGUAUAUCUACAAAGAGAUGUUUUUAUGGGCAUAUUAAAUGAUGAAAUCAAUGCGAUUGAUUUCCUGAUGGAUAAGAAUAAUGUUGUACCCCGCUUAAAUUCUUUGAUUUUGCACACAGAACCACAGUACCUUAAUUUAUUAUCUUCAUCAGUAACUGCUGAUAUUGAAGAUUUCUCUACUUUCUCUUUCUUGGAUUCACAAGAUAAGAGUGCUGUGAUUGCAAAAAACAUGCAUUAUUUAACUCAAGACAAUAUGAUAUCUGCCGUCACUUUGUGGAUUAUUGCUGAUUUUGAUACCCCUCCUGGGAGGAAACUGCUUUUUAAUGCAUUAGAGCACAUGGAAAUAAGUAUUCAUAGUCGGCUAGGGAUUGUUUAUAAUCCCACAUCAAAGAUAAAUGAAGAGAACACAGUCAUUUCCAGAGGAAUUCUGGCAGCUUUUCUUACACAUAAAAGCAGCUUGUUGAGACACUUCCUAAGGAAACUGGCAAAAGAAGAGACUGCUGAAGCAAUUUAUUCUGGAGAUAAAAUUAAAACGUUCCUUACUGUGGAUAUGGAUAAGAAUGCUUUUGAGAAAAAAUAUAACACCGUUGGAGUAAAUAUUUUCCGAACUCACCAGUUAUUUUGCCAAGAUGUGCUGAAAUUGCAGCCGGGCACGAUGGGCAUUGUCAGCAAUGGCAAAUUUUUAGGUCCUUUAAAUGAAGAGUUCUACAUAGAAGAUUUUUACUUGGUUGAAAAGGUAACAUUUAGUAAUUCCGUAGAGAAAAUUAAAGACGUUGUUGAAAAUAUGGAAGUCAACCCGAAACACACAAGUGACCUUGUGAUGAAAUUGGAUGUACUCAUUUCUUCAUUGUCUGUGCGUGCCACUCGGUAUAACAUCACGUUACUCAAAGAGAAUCUCAGUGUUAUAAAGAUAAAUCCUCCAGAGAAUGACGUGUUCUUUGAUGUCACUGCUAUUGUUGAUCCUUUGACAAGAGAAGCUCAGAAGAUGGCACAGUUACUGAUUGUGCUUGGGAAGAUUGCAAAUGUGAGGAUAAGGCUGUUCCUGAACUGCAGAGACAAGCUCUCAGAAGCCCCUCUCAGAAGCUUUUACCGUUUUGUACUGGAGCCAGAGCUGUUAUCAGGGGCUAACAAUAGCCCUUCUAAUGGACCAGUGGCAAAGUUCCUGGACAUCCCAGAAUCACACCUUCUGACUCUCAACAUGAUCACCCCAGAGGGAUGGUUGGUUGAAACCGUCCACAGCAACUGUGACCUCGACAAUAUUAACUUAAAAGAUACUGAGAGAAUUGUUACAGCAGAGUAUGAACUUGAGUAUCUACUACUUGAAGGACAUUGCUUUGAUAUGAUGACAGAACAGCCCCCACGGGGUCUGCAGUUCACUCUGGGCACAAGAAGCAACCCUGCUAUGGUUGACACAAUAGUGAUGGCCAACCUUGGGUAUUUUCAACUAAAAGCAAACCCCGGCGCUUGGAUACUGAAACUACGUGAAGGAAAAUCUGAAGAUAUUUAUGAAAUAGUUGGGCAUGAAGGAACCGACUCUGAGACCAACAUGGGCGAUGUCAUUGUUGUGUUAAACAGUUUCAAGAGCAAGAUACUGAAAGUACAGGUAAAGAAAAAAUCAGGCAAAAUUACAGAAGAUAUCCUUGCUGAUAAACAUGAAAAUAGAGGCAUGUGGGAUUCAAUUAAAAGCUUCACAAAAAGUCUGCAGGAAGAUAAGAAAAAGGAAAAUGACAUCCUAAACAUUUUUUCAGUUGCUUCUGGCCAUUUAUAUGAACGUUUUCUAAGGAUCAUGAUGCUCUCUGUUCUGCGGAAUACCAAAACUCCAGUGAAGUUCUGGUUUCUAAAGAACUACCUCUCACCAACAUUCAAAGAAGUAAUUCCUCACAUGGCUAAGGAAUAUGGAUUCCAGUAUGACCUUGUCCAGUAUAAGUGGCCUCGUUGGCUUCAUCAACAGACUGAAAAGCAACGGAUCAUUUGGGGCUACAAAAUCCUUUUCCUUGACGUCCUUUUCCCACUGGCAGUGGACAAAGUCAUAUUUGUUGAUGCUGACCAGAUUGUUAGACACGACCUAAAGGAACUCCGAGACUUGGAUCUGGGUGGAGCUCCGUAUGGGUUCACCCCAUUCUGUGACAGCCGCAGGGAAAUGGACGGCUAUCGCUUCUGGAAGACAGGAUACUGGGCGUCACACCUUGUGAAAAGAAAAUACCAUAUCAGUGCCUUGUAUGUCGUGGACCUCAAGAAGUUCCGGAGAAUCUCAGCAGGGGACCGGCUCCGCGGCCAGUACCAAGCUCUCAGCCAAGAUCCAAACAGUCUUUCAAACCUGGAUCAGGAUCUUCCCAACAACAUGAUUUACCAAGUUGCCAUUAAGUCUCUUCCUCAAGACUGGCUGUGGUGUGAAACCUGGUGUGAUGAUGACUCUAAAAAAAGAGCCAAAACAAUUGAUCUGUGCAAUAAUCCCAAAACAAAAGAACCCAAGCUAGAAGCUGCUGCAAGGAUUGUUCCAGAAUGGGUCAAAUAUGAUACAGAAAUACGAAAAUUCUUAGGCCAUCUUGAAAACAAGAAAAAAAGUGCAGCUUCAGUUCAUGAUGAACUCUAGCACUGGUUGCCAGAAGAUAAAAUAUGAAAACCUGCCACCUGCUGGGAAUUUGUGGAACUGCUAAGACUAGUAGGCCAUUUCAUUCAAAUUACUGACGUAAGGUUAACUUUUUAUGAACUUUAUUUAAAAUACAUGUGAAGUUUGAAAAUAAACUUAAUUUCUAUGAUAGAUAUAUUAUUUCUGGUUGCUUAAGAUGUUGUUGUUGUUACCAGGUAGUUUGAUGUUGUUAGAUGUCCUCGUUUUAGUAUUCCAGCUUUAAGUACAUCCAUAUUUCCUUACUCAAAAAAUGCAUUUAAAUUUUCAGAAACUUGUGAAAUUUCAAGAAAAAGGACUCAUGGCUUUCUCUGAAUUAUUAAAAACAAGCUCAUUUUAUUCUUUAACUAUCACUUUUAAAUGGAAGUCAUAUUGCACUGGAAUCAUUAAUCUCAAAUAAUAGGUUUUAUUUUUGUGCUGUAUUUACAAUGUUCUAAGUGUUUGAUAUGCAUUAGCCAUACAUGUGUUUUUAAAAGGACUGAAUACUCUUAUAGAAACACAGUAAAGGAUAGAAACUGUAAACCUCUGUAAAAGCUAAGUAAAAGAUUUUUCCCUGCUGUGUUUC
Molecule: messenger RNA, 5177 nt
Organism: Psammomys obesus (fat sand rat)
Lineage: Eukaryota; Metazoa; Chordata; Mammalia; Rodentia; Muridae
Gene: Uggt2
Product: UDP-glucose glycoprotein glucosyltransferase 2
Exons: 39
Coding region: 41-4579 (1512 amino acids)
Cellular component (GO): endoplasmic reticulum
Molecular function (GO): UDP-glucose:glycoprotein glucosyltransferase activity
Source: RefSeq, a predicted model, not a curated record